Choloepus didactylus (southern two-toed sloth) is the source of this 4718-nucleotide messenger RNA. RefSeq names its product F-box protein 45 (gene FBXO45). The transcript is spliced from 3 exons. Bases 184 to 1050 code for a protein of 288 amino acids. Lineage: Eukaryota; Metazoa; Chordata; Mammalia; Pilosa; Megalonychidae. The record is from RefSeq and is a predicted model, not a curated record. Gene Ontology annotation, biological process: synapse assembly involved in innervation; proteasome-mediated ubiquitin-dependent protein catabolic process. Gene Ontology annotation, molecular function: protein binding. Gene Ontology annotation, cellular component: synapse; SCF ubiquitin ligase complex.
CUCAGUGAGGCGGGGCGCGCGUCGGACGCCCCGGGCCAGGGGCGGGAGUGGUGGAGGAGCCGGGCAGUUGACUGUGAAGGGUUGGUGAGCGAGCUGCUCCGGUCUCUAGGCGAGGCUUGGCCUCCUGAGGAGAGACGGGGGGAAGCGGCGGCGACGGCGGCCCUCGGGCCGGCUGGUGAGGCGAUGGCGGCGCCGGCCUCAGGGGCUGGGGCAGUCUCGGGCGCUGCUGGCUGUAGCGGUGGCGGCGCAGGCGCGGGCGCGGGCUCCGGCGCGAGCUGCGGGUCCUCGGGGGUCGGGGGGCGGCUACCCAGCCGGGUGCUGGAGUUGGUGUUCUCCUACCUGGAGCUGUCCGAGCUGCGGAGCUGCGCCCUGGUGUGCAAGCACUGGUACCGCUGCCUGCACGGCGAUGAGAACAGCGAGGUGUGGCGGAGCCUGUGCGCCCGCAGCCUGGCCGAAGAGGCUCUGCGCACGGACAUCCUCUGCAAUCUGCCCAGCUACAAGGCCAAGGUACGUGCUUUCCAACAUGCCUUCAGCACUAAUGACUGCUCCAGGAAUGUCUACAUUAAGAAGAAUGGCUUUACUUUGCAUCGAAACCCCAUCGCACAAAGCACUGAUGGUGCAAGGACCAAGAUUGGUUUCAGUGAGGGCCGCCAUGCAUGGGAAGUAUGGUGGGAGGGCCCUCUGGGCACUGUGGCAGUGAUUGGAAUUGCCACAAAACGGGCCCCAAUGCAAUGCCAGGGUUAUGUGGCAUUACUGGGCAGUGAUGACCAGAGCUGGGGCUGGAAUCUGGUGGACAAUAAUCUACUACAUAAUGGGGAAGUCAAUGGCAGUUUUCCACAGUGCAACAAUGCACCAAAAUAUCAGAUAGGAGAAAGAAUUCGAGUCAUCUUGGACAUGGAAGAUAAGACUUUAGCUUUUGAACGUGGAUAUGAGUUCCUGGGGGUUGCCUUUAGAGGACUUCCAAAGGCUUGCUUAUAUCCAGCAGUGUCUGCUGUAUAUGGCAACACAGAAGUGACUUUGGUUUACCUUGGGAAACCUUUGGAUGGAUGACAGUGGCUUUCUUGGGAUGAAAGACUGAAUGGAGGAGAGAUCUGCUUAUGGAAAGUAGAAUCAUGAAGUGACAGUGUCAUACAUGCAUGUCCAAGAAACAUCCUGAAAAAAACACAUGAAAUUGUAAACCGGAGAAGCAACUCUACAGCAGUGAUUAUCUUAGUGUUUCUUCUUUCUACCGGGUCAGAAAAAUCCUCAGGGUUGCUGUUGGUUGAGUAGGAAGUUGGCAUAUGCAUGUUGCAACAGAAUUUUUCUCCAAAUUCGCAAUAUGUUAUUUCCAACUUAAAGGUGAGAUUUUAGAGAUGCCGUAAAAGGGAUAAGAUAAGGAUGUAACAAGAUUUUUAAGCAGUUUGUAAAGAAAAACUGAUCCCAUUUUACAACUGUCCGUUCUUUCUCCAAUCCCUUUUUUCCAGCCAGCUUGACUAUUAGAAGAGUAUGAAACUGGUUGGGUUUUAUUUAAUAUUUUUAAUAUAUUGAGAAGCAUGGUCUUCCUGGACUGCACUUCUCUAACAAUGAGUUAUAAAAUUGUGCAGCUAUUUUAAAAGUUGUAUAUACUAUAUGUAUGUUUUAAAAAAAUGUAAAAAAAAAAAGGGGGGGAACAAAGGAGUUGCUUUGUUCUAGUUCAAUCUCUUAAAAACCACUACAUGGUACAGAAUUAGAAUAACAUUUGGGGGCAAUUGGAUAACUACAAAGGAGAGGAUUUUAAAAGGAGAUAUGUUGUAUUGGCUCAUUUUGUAUUACAUUUGGCUUACAGUUUCCAUAGCUAUUGCAGUCUGACUUCUUUUUUUUUUUUAAACAAUCAAAAUUAUAGUAAAGAUACCCUCAAUCUCCUGGCUAAAGAUUGAGGGAAGGCAAAUCUGUUUCUAAUUAUAUCAAUAAGGAUCAUCUAAACAUAAUAAUAAUAAUAGGCAUCUUUUAGUAUCUGGUUUUAUUUUUUGGCCUUUAGAGAAAAGUGUCUCGUAACAACAUAAAACAUUGCCAUUUACUCUUAUAGGCCUCAAAUAUGAAAGCUAUUAGUCAUAGACCCUAAGAAAAGACUUGAUUAGUGGCCCUUUUAUUUUGUAAUUUUAUAAUGCAGUAGAUAUUAUCAAAAAAAUUUUCUGAUUCCGUAUUGUUUACAUCAUGCAACAGUCUAAGCCUUGAACCCUCCAUUGGGGCUAUCAAGUAAAUGUUUACUCACCCACCUGAAGUCGUGCCAGCCUGAAUCCAGGUUAAGAAUGUUCUUAAUCUCAUUAUAGGUAAUUGCCCCCAUGGGACUUGAAAUAUAACACACAUAACACCUUAUGCUGAAAACUUCAGGUUGGCAACAUUUUGAAGAUUUCAUUGUAGACGAGUUUAACAUUAAUUCCUAUUCUGAAUUUUUGACUGAUAAAUCGGCUUGCACUUCACUAAUAUUACUCCAAUAUUACUCCAACACACAUGAGCUGAGAUUUUCUUUUGUUAGAAGAGAAACAAACAUCAUCUUUCUGUAUGAAAGUAUAAAUUGUAUGGUUUCAAAUACAUCUUUGUGAUAAGAAGUGACUAAGGCAAGUGGAAUCUUUGUACUUUUUAGGUUAUUACUGUAUGUAUAUUUUGUUUUAAAUCUAAUAAAGUUAGGGUCAGCAAGCAGCUGGCUGGGGUUCUUGGGUUGUUCCUUGAGAGUUGAGAUUAUCAGUACUCCUAUGAAACAGAGGAUUUCAGCCAUAGAACAAAGAUAUGUUACUCUGGCCACCUGAAAGGCUUACAAGUAUUUAUUGUGUAUUUGGUAUGUUGCUUGAAGGUAAAAUCUGUUAAAGAUUCUUUUUGGCUAUUCAUAUCAAGAGAAAGCUUCUGGAAACUAUAUUUAAGUAGUACAGAGUGAAAUAAUGUAUUAGAGAAUAUAGCUGCUACAGAAACUGAUUUUUCUUUGUGAUAAAAGAACUCAAUUUGGCAAAAGUUUAAAAUUUGGUUAAAGAAAAGAACUGGUUCAGGUUGAAGAUUGACUAAUUAGAAAACUGUAAAGUCCGUUAGGUACUUGUUUCGUUUUCAAGUUGCAAUAUUGACAAUUCUAAGAGUGUUUGCUGAGAGUUUUGUUUAUAUCUUUUGUUUUGUCUUAUUAGUAAACAUUCCUUUGCCACAAAGUUUUGAAGGUGCUGAAUAGGAGAUAGAAACACAUAAUUAAGGCGUAUUGAACCUAGAAUCAGUAAUUGCCUAACUAUCUAACAGGUCAUUCUUAUCUUAGCGAUUUAAAUUUUCUAAUAUCCCACUUGAAAACUUUAUAAAACAGAGGUGCAUAGUUAGAAUAAGCAGCAGAAGAGUGAAGAGCCUUCAUUUAUAACUGAUAAAAUAAUUUAUUACUGGAGACUAAAUAAAUAGUACAGAAUAUUAAAACAAACUGCUACAACAUUCAAGGAAAUGGAAUCUCUUCUUUUCAUUAUUGCUAAGAUAGCAUUUAGGUAGAAAACAGUUGCACCUGAAGAUUGACCAUAAAUCAUCUAAACCAAUGAUUCUCAACCUUAGCUGUACUAUGGAGCGUGUGCACUUUAAGAAAUAUUGAUACUUGGGUCCUGUACCUUGAGAUUCUGGUAUUGGUCUGGGAUAUGACCUGGCCAUGAGGAUUUUUUUUAAAACUUCCUAUCUGAUUUCAGUAUGCUGCUAAGGUUGAGAACCACAGAUUUAAAAUUCACCUAAAGUUUUCUCAUCUGCAAAAUAGGAAAAAAUCCUUGUUCCCUCCCUUCACUACCUCAGAAGGAUAUUGAGGCUAAUGGAGAAAAUAAUGGGAAAGUGCUUGUUGUGCUAUUAAUAGGCAAAAUAGUGUUUGUUGUGUUUAGACAAGUUAUGAUCAGGGAAAAAUGUGUAAUUGAAUUUGCUUUGUUGAUUGGGAAACCAGGAGCACUCUCUUUCGUUCUUCAGUGAAGCAUGCAGAUGUGGAAGGAAACAUUACUAUUACCAUUAAUUCGUAUUAUGUUCUGUUUUAAUUAUCUGAUUUUACAUAGGAAAGAAAAAAUAUUAAGACUUGAAGUCUGUAAUGGUUAAUUGCCCCUAAUUGAUUAAAACUUUUCCUACAAAGAAUUCUGUGAUUAAUAGAUGCCAUUUCAUAGUUGCCAUUAUAUUUUUAUUAUCUUUUGAAUGUUAAACCCUCUAUCGCAUUCUUUCUCAUGUUCAGAUAUAGAUUUGGUAAAGCACUUAAAGCAAGUAAAUUUUGCCCAGUUGAAUGUAUAAUGAAGUCAUAACUCAAUGAUUAGACAUCUUCUGCCUUUUAGAUAUGAUUUGACUGGAGAAAGAGAGUUUCAAAAAUAAUAGGCCCUACACCGUAUAGAAGCUUUAUUACAUUAUAAUUCACUUUUAAUUAAGUCCCCAAAUUACUAUCUAUAUAGAUACUAUAUUAUUAUAUACAAUAUACUGUCUAUAUAUUAAUAUUUUGUUGAUUUUUUUUAAAUGACUAGUUUGUAGAGAUAGAAACAUAAGGGGUGUUCAAGAUUAGAAUUGAUACUACUUUUCAAAAAAUUGAGACCACCGCAAUUGGGGCCAUUUUGAAGCCUUUAUUAGGAAAAAAGAGUCCAUACCCAGCCCAAAUUGCUGUCCUCAUAAAGCAUUCCUUCCUCUAGCUGAAUGUAAUCUCUCUUUCCUUGAAAUGUCCCUAUCUUUAUAUUUUAUCUAUACUUCUCAUACUGUAUUUAUACCUUAUAUAAAAUUAUAUUUAUUGAUUA